Trichoplax adhaerens is the source of this 1572-nucleotide messenger RNA. RefSeq lists its product as uncharacterized. The record is from RefSeq and is a predicted model, not a curated record. The transcript is spliced from 16 exons. The coding region runs from base 1 to 1572 and encodes 523 amino acids. Lineage: Eukaryota; Metazoa; Placozoa; Uniplacotomia; Trichoplacea; Trichoplacidae.
AUGGACGCUUCAAGACAAUCCAGCUAUAGUAAUACAUCCUAUACUAGUGAAUCAAGUAAAAAUCGUUACGAUCGAUGGCAUUGGACCGUUUUCUUACAAGCAUAUUUUGUCAGUAUUGCGGCUAUUUUGGGUAUUGGUAUUCUCGGUCUGCCUGUAACAUUGUCUCAUUCUGGCAUGCAACCUUUGAUCUUAAAUCUUAUUAUCAGCUUCUUUGCACAGUUUGUUUGUAUUGAAGAUGAUUCAACGCCUUUAACCUCGGAAACGAAUAAUACUGAAGCUUUAGCUAUCAUCGAGCAUAAGCUUGCAGAAUUAAAGGAUUUAAUGGUGCAAGAUAAAGAUCAAGACGAAACACAAGAUGAUGAAAUUAGCCUACAUACCAUUUCCAAACUUUUUCUACCCUUUGGAGCUUAUCAACUGUUUGAUAUUCUAGUCAUUGCAACAUUUUUAUCUAUCUUGAUCAGCUUUGCAUUAGCCGGUGGUCAGGCCUAUUCAGAGAUAACUGAACUACCAUUACCAGUGAUGAUAUCCAUCUUUGUAUGGAGUUGGGCCGCUGUUAUCAUUUUCCUUCGAAAAAUUGUUCAGCCUUUUGUCUCUGUUUUAACAAUCGUUAAAUGUAUUGCCUUAGUAGUUACGGAUAUUGAUAUUGUUGAUCAACAGGUAUCGGUUACUUUUUAUGUUGGCUUAAAAAUUGAUCUCCCAAUACACAACAACUGGAGCUAUGUUGGCUCGUCUUUUCUAAUGACAACAGUUUCCCUCGGUGGUAUCAUUUUGAUCAUGCCCAUGCUUUUUGCUAGAAUCCGCUUCAAUACCCGAGAGGUAGUCCUAUUUAAUACAGCCAUAAUAAGUGCGUUAGGGACGGUGGUGAUCUUGAAUCUCCUUUGGUCGUAUGCUGUGCUUGGGGUUGUUCCUCAACGAUGUGUUGAUAUCCAGCCAACUAUAAUGCAACCCGAUAACCAGAAUACGACCUUAGCAGGACACUGCAACAUUUCCUUAGCAUGGGCAGAAAGAAACGGUAAAAUAUCGACUGUUCCAUUAACUGAGAUUCUUCGACAGCAUUAUCCGAAGUACGAUUGGAUUGCUAGUUUGGUUGAAAUCUUUAUCGUUAUCAGUAUCACCGUCUCAUUUUUAACUUUAGGAUCAGCUUUAAGGCACACAUUGUGUGGAACGUUAGAUACAAUCUGGAAUUACUUUAAAGCGAGAAUGUCUGAGGAGGCAGCUGCCCAAGUAGAAGAUGGGGUUCGCACUACUACGGAAAAAAAUUGGCUAUGGAUUACUAAAAUUCUAGUCUAUAUCCUUACAUUUGGCAUCGCUUUUAUAGUUGCAAUGUUUAAUCCAAAGGCAUUUAUAGCAAUCCUAAGUUCUGUAGGAUCAUUUUUUAUCAAUUUACAAGCUGGAUUGUUCAUACCUAUGAUGAUCUACAAGGCUAGGCGGCAUGCUAGCAGCAAUUUAAAGACGCCUUGUCCGAUGGGGAAAAUUCUGUAUAUAUUACACUUUUUGAUGGCCUUUUAUUUCUUAUUUGCAGUUGUUUAUGAUAUUGUUAUUGUAAUUAUACAAUCUGUUCAUAAAUCUUAA